AAAACAGUGAGAUGCAAAUGGCGUUGCAGUUUUACUCUGAAUUUGAAUGAGUGCACAUGUGAUUUGGAAGAUUUCAAGGUUUAGGCCUGGUUGGUCCUGUUUUUGGUUAAGACAUUGUAAAAUGGCUCAUAAAUUCCAGGAGCAUGACACCACCCACUCCAUUCAAAAUAGUAUUGACUUGUUCUCACUAGAGCAAAAAACAAAAGCUGCAAAUGAACACGUUUGUUUGAGCAAAGAAAGUGCCCAGGGUCUCCAAUCCUCACGUUACAGACAUAUGUUACGGGGAUGCGUGCAGACACUCGUCUCUUACCAGCAAUUACAUUUUAAUCCCCCCCCCCAUUUCCUCCAUUGCUCUGACUCUGAAGUUACCGGCCAGAGAGAGAGGGAGUCAGAUCAUCGCAUGUAACGAGCUGCAGCCAUCGACUCAUUUUUUCCGACGACCUCAGGCACCGGAGGAGCGUCGCAGGACUCGCAGGCUGCUCCGUCGCUGGGGUUUCUUUUCAAGCCAGUUUAGAUAUGCUCCAGGGGCCAGUGAGCAGGGCUGUGCUCGGCCUGUCCUGCUGCCUCCUGUUGGGGGUCUGCUUCCCGGCAGAGGGAGCAGGACCAGCGGGCCCCCUUCCCGCAUUUCUCCCGGACCAAGAGUCUGGGGAACCAGACGUUGAGGACUGGGAGUUGGGCUCAGGAUCAUCUCUUCUGCACCUGCUCCACAGCUUUCCCGCUGACAGCCCCUUCGUAACAGAGACCCCCGGGAAGCCGGUUAACUGCACCCAGCGCUUCUGGCUACCACCGUCCUCCGCAGUCUGCUGGGAAAACAUAGCCGGACCCGAGGAGUUCGCCAAGUGCCGCCUGCUCGUUCUGCAGAACAGGGCCUCCCUGCAGGCUGUGUCCACCUCAAGCGGCGUGGAGGAGGGAGGGUUCUCCUACGACCACCUGGCCAGAGAGGAGAUCCAGGGAGUCCGCUCAGACCACCUGAGUGUGGUAGAAACUAUGCAGACCAUGGAGAAGGUGUUUGUCUCACUGGGGGAGAAGCGGAGAGAGGGGACGGAGCAGGGGAUCCUAACAAGCAUGAGGGUGCACCUCUCCAACACAAGAGACACCAUCGACGUCAGAGAGCACAUGGCAGACCACCUGGAGAGGCAGUUGUCCAUUUUGGAGAAGACUCUGCUCAACGUGCAGCUGCGACUCAACAAGCUCAUCCAACAGUGACAAUCUCACGGACCCGCUGCCUCUAUUUUCUUCCCCACUGUAUUUAAAUCAUACAACGUUGUAGCAAGUGCAUGCAUGCUCAGGAUUAUGCAAGUCGGUAAUAUGACAAAACACGCUUGAUAUGCACAUCAUUAUCAUUAACAUAUCUACAAAUGUAAAAUGUGUAACCUGGAAUUUGCAGAUAUGAAUUAACCCUGCACCAUCAGGGAGUUUUGAUGAACAUGUAGCAGUUAGAUCUAGUUUUUACAUUUUCAGUUUGCAAAAUGAUGGUCCACAUGGAGAUUUUAUGGCGACAUUAAUGGCUUCUAAUAAAACCACAAUACACUAGAAUAAAAGACUAACUUUUAUUUCAAUAUCAAAUCUAAACAACAAAUUUGUAAAUAUACGAGGAAGAUGCAUUGAAAACUGUUACGGAACAUCUGUGAGGCUGAGUGUGAAUUUUCAUUUGGAAAGACACAGUGUGUCGAGCUGCUUUGUAGUGAAGCGGAAAACAGAUGUAUUUGAUUAGUUCAAACAACAUACAAGUAUUUAUAGUAAUCCACUCACUUGGGGGUGGAUAACAUCAGUAUAUUUCACUUGGAAAUCAUUGUUUGACCGCAUCUCUGAAAUUAAGUGUUGAUAUUUUAAAGGCAACAAUAACUCUGCUGAUACAUCUGUUCUCCAGGAAUGAAUUCUGGGUCUUUUACAAGAAGGUCUUCAAGAUGUUGAACAUUGGAAAAA
This is a messenger RNA of Scophthalmus maximus (turbot), 1926 nucleotides long. RefSeq lists its product as uncharacterized. Lineage: Eukaryota; Metazoa; Chordata; Actinopteri; Pleuronectiformes; Scophthalmidae. The transcript has 3 exons. The record is from RefSeq and is a predicted model, not a curated record. Bases 517 to 1206 code for a protein of 229 amino acids.